Molecule: messenger RNA, 2833 nt
Organism: Megalopta genalis
Lineage: Eukaryota; Metazoa; Arthropoda; Insecta; Hymenoptera; Halictidae
Product: SRR1-like protein
Cellular component (GO): nucleus; cytoplasm
Source: RefSeq, a predicted model, not a curated record
CAAAAUCGAUCGGCACGAAUUCAUUGAUAUGAACUUGAUGCGUAGACUUGCGUGAUCCAAUUUAUGCCGAUCGAUCAUAACUGUCGAUUCGCUUGGUUGACCGCUUACGGCUUACACGACCGUCUCUUCGGUCAGUUUGUCGUCGACGAAUACGAAUACAAAUACGCACACGCAUACGUCAUGCGUUGUACACAUCGUUAUACACUAUGUAUGUAAUAGUUACAUUUUACAAUCGUCCCACCGUUCCUCCUUCUCUACCCCACUCUAAUCGCUCUCCACGACUGUCACGUGCUUCUUCGAGUUCUCGCUUUUUCUUUAGAAAAUCCAUAACUAUAUGUACGUAUGUACCUAGUUUCCAUACAUAUUACAAUUAUAAUUAGUUGGACAAUUCGAAUCGCCAUCGGAGUUACAUCAAAUAAUUAUAUACCGUGCGAUCUAUCGCGAUCUCUCGAAGAAUAUGUUUAUUUUUUUUUACCAGGUUUUGUAUCGUAACUGUGGUUUUCAUUUGUAGUGCGAAAGGAAAGAAAGCUAUCGGGAAAAGCAAAUGAAAGAAAUUAAGUACCGUACAAGAUAGAUUUACGCGAUACGAGAACAAUAGUUGAACAUUUCUUUGUCCUAUAAAAAAUGUAUUAAGUCAGAUUUGUACGAUUAUCCGAAUUAUGCACGUAAAGCACUAUUUAUUUUGCCGUGAUCUAUGUAUUAAUAUCCAUGUACGUACUGCGUUGUGUACUGUAUACAUCAUAUACUACGCAAAAUGUAUACAUAUUGUAUGCAUUCACAUACAAUAGCAACAGCAGCGGCAGCCACUGAGUUAGUUGCGUCUUGUGUAUUGCGUGCGUGAUCACAGUGAUCGCAAAAGAAACUGGGAAGCAAGGUCGCCGAUGGCUCCACCUAUGCUAGCCAUCUGGGUGAUGUAAUUUCUGGGAAUUACAUCUUAGAUAUGUACAAAACCGUUUACAAUUUACGACUUUACGAUCGUUUACGAUAUCGCCCAACGGCGAACAUUAGGUCCAUGUUUUAGGCUGUUUCAGGAUUUUUGACGAUCCUGCUUUGGGCAGAGUCCGGCGAUUGUGGCGCUUCUUGUGGAGAAAAAGUAAAGCUUGGUAAGGGGGGUCCGUACCAUGCCAAUUGAUGUAACGGCAAAAUACUCAAACUGUUUGCCAAAAAUCGAUUGUUGGUAAUUCGACUAACAGCUUGAGCAUUUUACCACUGUACGAAUGUCUUUAUUUAAAGUGCCGGGGACUGUUCUAUUCCUGUUACACUGUUAUUCCCUUACGCGUACAACAUUUCUUUAUAGAGUUCCUAUUCUUCAACAAAAAAUACUACAUUUCUUUCUAUAUUUUCUAUCGACAAUCCAUUGGAAUCGUCCAAUCCUAUUUGUGAGGUCUCCUCUUCGCCACUUGGACCAGAUUCCGAGCAGAAUACCUGAUACCAUUGGACAUAUUAGACACCAAUGGACACAUUGGCUUUGAGUGGAAAUUCCACGAACGGUCAGGAUUCUGGGAGGUCCGUUACCAACCGAGUUGGACGGUUGGCGCCAGCGUAUAUCGCAUCAGGUCCAUGGUUAUUAUAUGUGUAUUAACGUACUUACGCGUUUUUUUUUCGCGCUGAACGUGACCGAAUGAGAAGACAGUGAAAUCGAUAGUCAUAUUUUAAUUUUACCUUAAAGUGUCUUCAAUUUCUAUUGGUAUGACGUUUUGCAAUACUUUAUUAUCUAAUGGAUUUAUGACAACUUUGCCUCGAGCAGUUAAAGUCAAGCUGCAAAAGUAGAGAGGUCCAAAUAAAAUGGCUUGCGAGACUAGAGAGAACGGAGAAUUUAAACUCGUAUCUCGUCGAAAGAAACGAAUGCCUCGUCUUCGGAAUAAUGGCGAUCCAAACAUACCUUUACCAGACAGCGAUAACGACGACAAUUUUAGCAAUAUUAACUGCGAAGCUCUUUUUGGAAAACUGCUCGAGGCAGAGACCAAAUUAAGAAAUACAUUGUUUGCCAAUAAUGUUUUUCAAUCUUUGGAAACCUGUUUGAAUGCUUUGAACAUCGAUGGUAUUUCGGAGAUACUGUGUUACGGUCUGGGUCCUUUCUCGCGUCUGAAGUCUUCUAAAUAUCAACUGGCGUUGUUGCUCUCUUUAAAAAAUCAGUACAAUUCGCUUGUAUACAUAUACGAUCCAAUUUUUUCAUCAAAAGAAAUAAAGUUUUUAGCACAGUUUGGUUUCAAUGUUUUAAAUAUCAACGAGGAGGGUAAACGAAUUGUCAAUGAUAAAGUGACAUUGGUGUAUAUGCCGCACUGUUCGAUGCAUUUAAUUAAUAAUUUUCUUUAUGCGAAUUGGAACGAGAGGUUAUGUAAAUGUAUUCUUUUGACAAAUAGUUUUUCCACUGUAGUCGAUAAUUUGACAACAACCAAUAGGUCUGCAGACAUUGAUUAUAUCGUACGUAUUCAACCGUACACCACAGAAAUUACAUUGAGGAAUAAUUUUUUGUACGAAGAAGCAUUCAAUGAUCUCAACCUUCACAUAUUUUUGGAGCAAGAUAUUGGUACCGUGCCUAAGAAUUUCUGGAACGAGAGAAAGGAACCCUGCUACCGACACACGACUGUAGAUUAUUUCACUGCUAAACAAACAGAACAAAUUGAUGCCAAAAACUAUAACUGUGAUUCUAGUCCGUCUAGAUGAUGAAACCCAAUGUACGAUUGAUUCGUGCGCUUAUACAGGAAAUACGAAGGUCGUCCCUCGAUCGAAAGAUAGGAAAUGAUAUAAUGGUGCGUUACAUUUUGGAGCAAGCGCGAGCUCAUCGAGAAACUUCAGAAAUUUUAUGUAAAGCUCGAGAAGAGUUGAAGAA